Molecule: messenger RNA, 662 nt
Organism: Daphnia carinata
Lineage: Eukaryota; Metazoa; Arthropoda; Branchiopoda; Diplostraca; Daphniidae
Exons: 4
Coding region: 48-614 (188 amino acids)
Source: RefSeq, a predicted model, not a curated record
GCGCCUAUUUUUUGUUGGAAAUAGAUUAUCAUUUAUUUUUAACGAGCAUGAACUCUUCCAAAGAUAUUUCGGCUCAGAUAUUGAAGUGUGUUGAAGAGGCUACACAGGAAAUCUUAAAUUGUCAUGGAGUCACGGGAGGGGAUAAUGCAAUGUCGAGCACAACUGAACUCUUUCUAAAACUAUUUCCUACAAAUUUGGCAUUAGCCAUAAAUAGUGUUUAUUUUAAAGAAGAUGACAACACAUGUAGCACAGAAAUGGAUCAAACUAAAGAGGCAAUGGAACAUGAAAAAACUGUAAUGGAAAUAAUUGGCAAGAGAAGGCAAGGGACAACAGCGUGUCGAGAUGUACUAGAGAAAACUUUGGCCAUUGAGCAAAAAAGAAUGAUGGCUCUAGAGGUGGCUUCAGGAGUUGUUAAUGUGCAGAAGUAUGAGAUGCAGUCGGUGCCAUACAAGAAAGAAGAACUAAAAAUUGGGGCUAAGAAAACUUUGGAAAAUCUAAAAAGCGCUGCGAAGCAAGCUGUUGAUUUGAACUGUCGGGCUGAAGAACUCACUGAAGCAGCAAUAAUGUUAAGAGAAGCUGACACAACUGACUUUGAAUCAAUUAACUCAUUUUAAAAGUAUGUAUGUAACAUAAUAUCUUGAAUAAAUUUCUGUUUAUACGAA